Molecule: messenger RNA, 3395 nt
Organism: Melopsittacus undulatus (budgerigar)
Lineage: Eukaryota; Metazoa; Chordata; Aves; Psittaciformes; Psittaculidae
Exons: 14
Coding region: 1314-3395 (693 amino acids)
Cellular component (GO): cytoplasm
Source: RefSeq, a predicted model, not a curated record
UACUCGAUACUAUGUGCCUGGGCUAGGCUGGGUGUGGUUAUGUCUGAAGAAGGAGCUUUCUCUCAAAGGGAGAACAACGUGCUCCAGCUGGGAGUGAAGCAGAGAGCUAGAUCUGACUUGGAAUGUUGCUUUGGCUGUUUUGUUUUCUCCUUUAUUCCAGCUUAUAGCUGGAAAGUUGGGAUUUUUUUUUGUGGGUUUUUUUCUUUUUCUAUUUUUUUUUGUGGCGCCACUCUGUUGUGCAAAGUGUUCUGUUUUCAUGCCCAAAGGUAAAAGGGAUGCCAGUAGUUGAAAACAAGUGGUGUGUAGACACAAGGUGUAGGGGGUAGACACAAAAGUGUAGGGGGUGAUGCAUGCUACUGGACCUGUUCUGUGGCAUUGCUGUUGUUGCAGAGUUGAAGCAUUGGUUUAGGAUGUGGAAAGCCUGAGUCCAUUUCCCCUUCAAGGGUUUCCACAGUUGCAGUUUUAGAGACCCUGGCAUCUCUGAGAAAAGCCAGUUCUUAGUGCACAAGCAUUUUCCUUGACACCUUGUGAAAUCUUUGCUUCCAAAGACUUGUAUGUACCUUUUUGUGGGAGGUGGCCUACUCACAGGAUCAUGUGGUAUCUUGGGUGGGAACUGACUUCUAGAGGCUUCUGCUUGAACCUCGUGCUCAAAGCAGCAUCAGACCAAGGUUCUUGGGGCUUUGUCCAGUCACAUCUUCCUGGCAUGAGACAGCACUGUCUCUCUGGGCAACCUGUGCAUCUCUUUGCUGUCCUUAUGAGGGAAAAGGCUUUUCCUUAUUUCCAGUCUGAAUGUCUCUCGAAGCCUCUUGUCUGUCAUUAUCCCACCAUCCACUGCUGUGAAGAAACUGUCUCUGUCUUCAUGUCCUCCUGUAGGUAGUGGAGGGUUGCUGUGAGGUCUGCCCUGAAGCUUUCUCCUCUACAGGCUGAAUGAAUGGCUUUCCCUCAGUCUCCUCUGAGGAGCUGGAUGAUCUGAAGUUCCUUUCCAGCCUGAACCAUUCAGUGAAAUUCUAGCUGUUAAUGAAAAGAAGAAAUAAGGUGGAAGAAAAUGUGGUUUCUUGGUUACUUGAGUUGAGGGCCACAGCCAGGCGGGGCAACACAUGGUGCUCCGCCCUGCAGCACAUAGGUCACAAUGCAGGCCAAGAUACAUUCCCUCCCUGGCCUGGGUGCUGCGUAACAGUGGGGCCCUCAGGGCAAGUAGUGUGCCCAGUCCCACAGGAACCAGGACUCUGAGGAGAGAAGAGCCAAGCAGCUUGUGCAGGAGCCCCUGCUGGGGCAGCUGGCGGUGACCAUCAGUGGUCAGAAAGACCCAGGCAAUGCCCAUGGAGGAAUCUCAGAGUGUCACCAUCGAUUACAUAAGUGUAGCUGCUGCUGCCUCUAGCAUCCAGUUGCAGGAUGAGGAAAAGGAGGCCCACGACUACAUCAUGGACUUUGUCAAAAGCACCAGAAGGGAUCAGGACUCAAAGAUGAAGUUUCUGGCCUCCAUCGACAUGCUCUGCAGAGCCUCAGUGCAAGGAAGGUACCAGAGCCCAACAUCCCAUGAGCUGCUGAGUAAACUGGAGGCACUAAUGCAAAACGAGACCUUCGACAGCAUGGACACCAUGAUGUGGCAGCAAGCCCUGCUUGCCAUCGCUGCACUGAGCAAAUACAGGGAAAGUGUGCUGUAUAACCACCUCUGCAAAUACAUAGGUGACACCUUCAGUUUUGUUGCAAGCGAGACGAUCAGCCAGUGUACUCCAUUCUACGACCAGAUCCUGAAAACCCUUGACAGUGUGCUGGAGGCGCUGAUACAUGGUGCUUCACAGAAAUCCUGCAUCUUCAUAACAGAGAAAAUACUGCAGGUUCUGCUGCCCAUCACGGCAUCUGAGGACGUGGCUAAGCGCCGAAAGGCUGUAGGGUGGAUUGUACGCCUCACCUACUUUUUAUCGUCCUCUUCAAUGCUGGAGCACUUCAAUGCAGAAUACGGCAUGCGGCGCUUCUCCAGAAACAAGCCUCUGGAUUUCCUAGGGCACGCAGUGGGGUACCUUGCCCUGUCCUGUGCUGAGGAGGACCAGGAGAUCAGCUGCGGGGCUUUCCAGGCACUGUGUAACUUCAAGAGGUUCCUUCUGGUGCGACAGAGCUACUGUGUGAAACGUGAGGAUACAGAGAUGCCUCUGGAGCGGGAAGUUGUUAACAGCUUGUGGCCUAUGGAGCUCAAUGAUGAAAUGGCGGAACCUGGGAACUUCUUACUCCCUUCCGAGAGGUACAACGUAGUCCUCACAGUUUUGAGCAACAUGACACAAGAAAGAGUCUCUAACACCCAGGUGAUUGCCAACACGCUGAAGACAGCCUUGAUGUGCUUGAAGCUGACCAAGGUGGAUGACUACAUGCAGAUCAUCUAUAGGCAGCUGAUGCUUGUUACCAGAAGGUCGCUGUGGGACAUCCUGAUGCAGACCCUGCUCCAAAUGGCCCAGCUGCACUCUUGGGAUGUGACCACUAGCCUGCUGUCGAUUUCCAUCACUGGUGACAUAGACAUGGCCCUUCAGCUUCAGGCGAAUCCUAGGACCUCUGAGAACUGCCAAGACAAAACUUGUUAUGGCCAAGAUGGCCCCACUGAUUCUGAUCUGUGGCAUCGCACCACUACCGGGGCCAUGUGGAACGCGCUGGCAUGUGAGCCCAGCAUUUCGGGCAGAAUACUGAAGUCGCUGGUACUGAUCCAGCACACAAGCAUGUUGCAGAGCAACUUCAGGACAAACUGCAACUGCCACGUAUUGCUGACUAUAACUAAUGUCAUGCGCAUGGCCUUCCUGGUGCCUUCCAACCAAAGCAACAUAAGGAAACAUUUGGAGGAGCUCUUCAUGGCACUGGUCUUGCAGAUCUCCUUCACCACCAAGAGCCCACAGGAGGGCUGCUGCUGCUCUAAGAUUUUGAAUAAGGAGGCUGAGGAUCGUGUAGUCAACCGUCGCAGGUGCGUGGUGAGGACCAUGCAAGCUUUCUUCCAUUUUCUGGGUGGUGACUCCCUGGUUGAAGACAUCAAAGGGGAGGGUGCUUGGGACAUGCUCAUGAGCCCCUACGACUACCCCAGUGGCAUCAGGGUCCUGAGUAGAGUGCUGAAGCAUAAAGAACGGGCCAGCUGCACCUCCAUAUGUGAAGAGGCGGUUGGAAUCAUACGAUCGCAUGAGGACAUCUGUGCCAUUAUUGUCUUCAUUGAGGUGGGCCUGGUGGCAAGUAUUUCCUCUUCAAGAGCAGGCAGGGGGAAGCUGGGCCACAUGCAUGAGGCAGAGGGGAGGUGGCAAGGGUGCCACUGCCUCCCGUCUGAGCUGUGCCCAGCUCUGGUGCCUUGCCCUGGGCCUUCCAGGAGCUCUGCGGCUCUCACUCUGCUCUGGGUGUGUUUCAGCUCCUGGACUGCACCAGGCUGA